Molecule: messenger RNA, 1800 nt
Organism: Culicoides brevitarsis
Lineage: Eukaryota; Metazoa; Arthropoda; Insecta; Diptera; Ceratopogonidae
Product: probable cytochrome P450 12a5, mitochondrial
Exons: 3
Coding region: 182-1735 (517 amino acids)
Molecular function (GO): heme binding; oxidoreductase activity, acting on paired donors, with incorporation or reduction of molecular oxygen; monooxygenase activity
Source: RefSeq, a predicted model, not a curated record
ACACAAAUAAUAAAUUAUCGACACGAACUCAGUUACUCUUCGACCAUCGACGUGUUCACGCUACUUUUUUAUUCGCGCGCGACGAUAAUUGAUCGACCUUGAUUUUUUUUUACUUUGUUUUGAUACUUUUCGUAUCUAAUCUGUGAAUAAAGUGAAUGAAUUUCGUGAUUUCGCGUCAAAAAUGCUCAAAUUAAGUCUCAGACCUGCAAAUUUGCUUCGAAAUUUCGCUUCUCAAGCAACUGCUUGUCCUCAUGCCGCAAAUUCCGCCGAUAUUGAAUGGAAAAAUGCAAAACCUUACAGCGAAAUUCCAUCUCCGGGCCUCGGAAUGUUGUUCAAGUUCAUGCCGGGAGGCGAACUUUACAAUACUUCAAUUUUGCACAUGAAUCAAUAUUUUCACAAAAAUUUCGGCAACAUCGCUCGAAUGCGAGGCAUGUUCGGAGCUCAGGAUGUCGUCAUGAUUUACGAUCCGCAAGACUUUGCCACAGUUUUUCGCAAAGAAGGUCAAUGGCCGCAACGAAAAGCGCUCGAAGGCAUGGAUUAUUACCGGGAAAAAUUGCGCCGCGAUGUUUACAAGAAAAACGGUUUGCUCGGAAAUGACGGUCCUCAAUGGCAAGAGUUUCGUUCAGUUGUGAAUCCGGUUUUAAUGCAACCAAAAACCGUCGAGUUGUACGUAAAUCGCAUCGAUGAGGUCACACGAGAGCUGGUUGAAAUUAUUCGAGAGGCUCGCGAUGAGAAAGAUGAGACUCCCGCUGAUUUCGGGCAUUAUAUGGAACGUUGGUCGUUGGAGUCGAUGGGAACAAUUGCCUUAGAUACGCGUCUCGGGGUGUUGGAAAAGUCAAAAAAUAACAAAGGAGACCGUUUGGCAUAUUUGAUGGAGUCGAUGUUUGAAUUGUCGUUUGAGUUGGAGGCGAAACCUUCGCUUUGGAGAAUCAUCAAGACACCAAAGUUUGCGAAAUUGAUGAGAAUGUUCGAUGAAGUCACGAACAUAACUUUAUCAUAUGUACAAGAAGCAAUCAAACGAAUUGAGAACGAAAAAGAGCCAAAACCUGUCGAACAACAAGGCGUUCUCGAAAAACUACUCAGAAUUGAUCGAGAUAUCGCCACUGUGAUGAGUAUGGAUAUGUUAGCUGUCGGAGUUGAUACCACUUCAUCGACUGCCAAGUCACUUUUGUACCUUUUAGCAACAAAUCCCGUACGUCAAGAAAAGCUCCGAAAGGAAAUUUUGUCAAUUCUCCCAACAAAAGACACUUUAUUAACUCCUGAAAAGAUGAGAUCCCUUCCCUACCUUCGUGCCUGCAUGAAAGAAGCUCAUCGCAUAUUGCCUGUGAUCGCGGGAACUGUUCGUGGCACGCAACAAGAUCUCGUUUUGCAAGGAUAUCAAAUCCCCAAAGGCACUUGGAUUGUCAUGGCAGGCGGCAUUCUCACCGAUAACGAAGAAAAUUUCAGUAAACCACGAGAAUUUAUCCCCGAGCGAUGGUUAAAAGACGAUUCUCACAAAGCUGAAGGUGUUAAACACGCAAAAGAAGCUCAUCCUUUUAUUUAUUUGCCUUUCGGAUUCGGUCCGAGGAUGUGUGUUGGGCGAAGAUUCGCUGAACUUGAGAUCGAAACUUUUAUUAUUCGAUUUUUGAGGGAGUUUGAAGUCAGUUGGAAGUAUCCCGAACCGAAAAUGAGAUCGACUUUUAUUAAUUCUCUCACGGGAGACCUGAAAUUUACGAUGAAAGAGUUGGAUUAUUAAAUUAUUUCACUUUUUUUAAUUCACUUUCAUGACUUUUGUACAAAUAAAAUUAUUUCUUAUUUUUA